AUGGAAGAGAGAAUGGAAGAAAUUUUUUAUGAAAUAUGCGAAAAAGUAGUAAAUUCAGCAAAUGAUAUUAAAAAAGAACUGAAAAGUGAAACAAAUGAUAUCAAAAGUAUGUGCCAUACAAUGCAAAAAAAAUAUGAUGAACUUGAAACUAAAGUGAAAGAACAACAGGAUACAAUUUUACUACUACAAAAAACAAUUAACAGGAAUAAUUUAAUUAUCCACGGAUUGCAUGAAUUUCAAUGUGAGAAAGAAGAUUUUAUAAAGGAAAUUGUGGACUUCAUUAAUGAAAAACUUGAAAUGAAUUUGGGAGAGGAUCAAGUAGAGAAUCCACCAGCUCUAAAGCGGCCCCGAACUCGAGAAGAUUUUUAUUUAUUUUGUACUUACGUGUUAGAACAUGAAAAUUAUAAUCGACAAGAAGAACCAAGACAGUCCACAAGUCCCAUGGAUAGUGCUGGUUUAGUAUCCGAUUCCAAUUUAAGCUCUGGUCAAGAGGAUAGUAAUAAACCAACAGAUGAGGACACCGGUCAGUAUAGCAAUUAUGUUGAUUCCGAAUCGUACGAUUUAGUAACAUGUUAUUGCAACAAACCAUUUGCUGGACGUCCAAUGAUCGAAUGUUCCAACUGUCUAACCUGGGUACAUUUAUCAUGUGCAAAAAUCCGUAAGAAGCAUAUACCUGAAGUUUUCUACUGUGCAAUAUGUAAAUCCAGUGGCAACCAAAAUAUAUCAUCCAGUGGUAUAUCUAGUGGAAGUAGUAUCAAUGGUAACAGUAUUGUUGGUGGGGGUGGGGAUAACAGUGGUAGUAAUAGUCCAAACAACACAACAUUUGUGCCAAUAAAUCAACAACCGUCAUCACCAACAUCACCUAGUGCCAUUGCAGUAUCACCCACCAAUCAAACGGUAACGUCAACACCGACUGCGAUUACAGCCCCACCCGUCACAUCUCCAAUUACCACACAAAAAUCCCAUCGAAAUAAUAAUUUUAAUAAAAAUAUGAAAAUCGCAUCGUCGCUAAAAUCGUAUAAGAAUACAACGUUAGAUAAUCAUAAUACGUCAUCGUUAAACGCAAACGAUAAUGGUAUAACACGUGUGCGUGGUAAUACGCAUACGCAACAACAAUAUGUGAAAUUAUCGCAGUCAAUUGGUGGUAAAAAUUUUAAUAAACAUAAUAUAAAUAGGAUAAAUAUGGGGUCACAUCAAAAAAGCACAACAUCCACAAAUUCAGCGACGGUUGGCGGUUAUAAACGAACACCUCACUCUUAA
This is a messenger RNA of Chrysoperla carnea, 1260 nucleotides long. Its product is annotated as rho GTPase-activating protein gacZ-like. The coding region runs from base 1 to 1260 and encodes 419 amino acids. Lineage: Eukaryota; Metazoa; Arthropoda; Insecta; Neuroptera; Chrysopidae. The transcript is spliced from 4 exons. The record is from RefSeq and is a predicted model, not a curated record.